CUCUCUCUCUCCUGUCGCCCUCCUCCUCCCGUCUUUUCGUCUCAUUUCUGUCCGUCACUUUUUGUUUUUGUAUUCUACAUCACCUCGUCCCUUUUCUUCUCUCCAUUGUUUGAUUUUCACUUUUCUUUCUUCUUCUUAAAGGUGUUUUUUUUUUUCUCCUGUCAGUUUUGUGCUUGGAACGUGUAGAUGUGUCACGUCUUUGCUCCUGGUUUCCGUUGACAACACUGCAGGCUAUUUUUUACUUUGUCACAACUCCAUGUCCUCCACUUUUUUUUCUUUUUCUUUUUGUGUAAUUGCUGUAAUAUUAUAUUGUCCCAUCCUCUUUUCCUCGUGGCGUAGUGUUCGUGCUGCUUCUGCUUCACCUGCCUCUCUCCUCCACCUUACCUCCCUCCAUCCUCUUCCGAGCCAGCUCGCUCCGUCCUUUCAGCAUGAUGGGAAAGACCGAGCUGUACUCUCUGUAUAAGGGUUUCCUGGACUGUAUUUGCUUCUGCCUCUCUCGGAGCAGCUCCGAGACUGCGGUCGACAGCGAGAGGGACACUGAGAACGGUCACCUGAUCUACAAGAGUGGGGACAUCCUGGAAGACAGAUAUGAGAUAGUCGACACCUUGGGUGAAGGGACCUUUGGGAAAGUCGUACAGUGUUUGGACUACAACAGGGGAGGAAGUCAAAUUGCUCUAAAGAUCAUUAAGAACCAGGAGAAAUACAGGGAAGCAGCCAACCUGGAAAUCAAUGUGCUGGAGAAGAUCAUCGAGAAAGAUCCACUCAACAAAAGACACUGUGUGCAGAUGCUGGACUGGUUUAACUACUACGGCCACGUGUGCAUCUCCUUCGAGUUGCUGUCUCUCAGCACGUUUGACUUCUUGAAAGCAAACAGCUUCCUGCCUUAUCCCAUUAACCAGAUCCGACACAUGGCCCACCAGAUCUGCCACGCUGUCAGCUUUCUCCAUGACAACAAGCUGACUCACACCGACCUGAAGCCCGAGAACAUCCUCUUUGUCAACUCAGAGUUCUCCCUCAUAUACAACGCAGAGAAGAAGUGCAACGAGAGGAGAAUAAACGACACCACGGUGCGGCUCGUGGACUUUGGCAGCGCCACCUUUGACCACGAACACCACUCUUCCAUCAUCUCCACACGUCACUACCGAGCUCCGGAGGUCAUUCUGGAGCUGGGCUGGAGUCAACCGUGUGAUGUGUGGAGCAUCGGCUGCAUCCUGUUCGAAUUCUACGAAGGCUUCACGCUGUUCCAGACACAUGACAAUAAGGAGCAUCUCGCCAUGAUGGAGAGAAUUCAGGGACCAAUUCCUCAGAGGAUGAUCCAAAGGAGCAGGAAGCAGAAGUACUUCAAUCGAGGGCGUCUGGAUUGGAACGAGGGCUCCAAGGUCGGACACUACGUGAAAGCCAAGUGCAAACCACUGAGGAAGUACUUGUUGUCACGUGGAGUCGAACACCACCAGUUUUUCAGUCUGCUGGAGACGAUGCUGGAGUAUGAGCCCACAAAACGCACUUCUCUCUGUUCCGCUGACCGCCAUCCCUUCCUCCUGCCCCUCACUGAGCCAGGAAGGAGCCGGGUCUGGAGAAACAGCCUUGAUCUGAGCAGAUGACGGAGAAGUGAUCGCCCUCAGGCCUCUGAUCGAAUUAGAGGCCGGGAAUAAAACAAUAUGAGAAGAGUAAAGCAAGGCAGAUUCAGUUACUGUAUAUGGCACAGACAUGGUCAUGUGCUAAAAAAGUAAGGAAGCACAAAAGACAAAUCUUUGUGAAGCUUCUUGACGUUACAUUCGUUUCACUCAUUUGUCCAAAUUGACGUACAAAGCAUGUUGCUAAUUAUGUUGAAAUUAACCCGGUGCUGUUCCAGAUGUUCCAGAAGCGCAGGCCCCUUCUGUUCACUAUUUAUUUUUGUCCAAUAUAAGAUUAUUUUGCAGUCUCUGAAAAGUUAUAACAAACAUUUUUGUUAGUGUUGCGUUUAUAAAUGCAUUGUAAGUUCAGAUUGAUGUGAAAAGUGAAUCUGCCACACAAACAAACGCUGAUGAAAACAUAACAUCCUUGGCCGAGGUAAUAAUUAAACUGUGGAAAAGGAUAAACAAGUUGCAUCCACCUGCCAGGGGAGUUUUCUAUCAAACAUAAAUAAGUGGAAACUGAUGGAACUUAUUUUCUAAAUAUCUUUUCCAAGAUAUAAAAAUGUCAAAUACAGCAGCCUGGUUUGCUGAUGACAAAUUUUACAUGAAUUGUAGUAAAAUGGGCAAAAAAGUGUGGAAUAGUCUUUUAAAGACUGAUCGUCACAUGCAGUUUAACCAACGCUGCAAAAAAAAUAACUGUGAAAUAUAUCCGUUUAUAUUAUAUCUCUAAAAUUUAGAGGAUAUCAAUAUAAAAGCUUAAAAAGUAUAAUUUCAGUUUUAUUCUCUUUUUAGAAACAAUGUGUGUUUUUGUAAAACAUUUUGUAUAAAAUGACUUGAGACAUUCAAUAAAUUCAAUUCUGUUAAUAAUGUG
This is a messenger RNA of Hippoglossus stenolepis (Pacific halibut), 2484 nucleotides long. RefSeq names its product CDC-like kinase 2b (gene clk2b). Gene Ontology annotation, biological process: protein phosphorylation; regulation of RNA splicing. Bases 429 to 1601 code for a protein of 390 amino acids. Lineage: Eukaryota; Metazoa; Chordata; Actinopteri; Pleuronectiformes; Pleuronectidae. Gene Ontology annotation, cellular component: nucleus. The transcript has 11 exons. Gene Ontology annotation, molecular function: ATP binding; protein tyrosine kinase activity. The record is from RefSeq and is a predicted model, not a curated record.